Molecule: messenger RNA, 3439 nt
Organism: Cyprinus carpio (common carp)
Lineage: Eukaryota; Metazoa; Chordata; Actinopteri; Cypriniformes; Cyprinidae
Gene: tmem184ba
Product: transmembrane protein 184ba
Biological process (GO): transport
Molecular function (GO): transporter activity
Source: RefSeq, a predicted model, not a curated record
AAAAACAAAGCUGCGUGUUGUUGUAGCAGACUUCACAGCAGCUUUCCACUUUUAUCCCCGUUAGUCUAAUCCGCGAGAGAUUUUAUUGAACUCAAGGGGAGUUGGGAGGGAAGGAACUGCCUUUCAACGGCAAUCCAACUAAGACUGUAGGUAAAAUCCUUCAGAAGAGUAGCGAAUACACUGGAAACGGUCCAAAGACGUGGUGAAUUAUUACAUGGGAACAAAUAAAAAAAGCACGGAGCGCAGAUUUUCCAGCAGAGAUCAACGGCGCUGGAAUAUAAACAUGGAUGACGGCCAGCAGCGAUGCCUUUAAACAAUUAAGGCCGAAUUGCUUCUCAUUUGUUUUCCUUUGUGCACGGCGAAUGGUUUUAAAUGUGCGUUUAUGUUAUUGAAAACACAAAAGUAAAGAACGUCAUACAGAUUUGAACAACAUUAGACUUUUGAGACGUGACGUGCCAUUGUCUGAUCAUUUUGGGGAGGAAGUUGUCGGGAUGGCUCCUGGUUCACUAGCCACAAUGGCUCCUACUGGCCCCAACAUCUCCUGGUUACCAGAAGCUCCUCUGCUCACUCCAGAGAAGCCCAUUUUUCUCAUGACAACCACAGCCCAGGCAGUGUCAGGCUUCUUUGUGUGGACAGCACUUCUGCUCACCUGCCACCAGAUCUACAUGCAUUUGCGUUACUACAGCUCUCCCAAGGAGCAGAGGCACAUAGUGCGCAUCCUUUUCAUCGUACCCAUCUAUGCCUUUGACUCCUGGCUCAGCCUUCUCUUCUUUACCAACGACCAGUACUAUGUGUACUUCGACACAGUCAGGGAUUGCUAUGAGGCAUUUGUGAUUUAUAACUUCUUGAGCCUGUGUUAUGAAUAUCUUGGAGGAGAGAGCGCUAUCAUGGCUGAGAUCAGAGGAAAACCCAUUGAGUCCAGCUGUAUUUAUGGAACAUGUUGUCUUUGGGGCAAGACCUACUCCAUUGGCUUCCUUCGAUUUUGCAAACAGGCCACUUUACAGUUCUGUGUGGUAAAACCCCUGAUGGCCAUGAUUACAGUCAUCCUGCAGGCCUUUGGGAAAUACCGUGAUGGGGACUUCAAUGUUGCUAGUGGUUACUUGUAUGUGACCAUCAUCUACAAUAUCUCCGUCAGCCUGUCUCUCUACGCCCUUUUCUUGUUCUACUUCUCCACCCGAGACCUCCUCAGUCCCUACAGGCCCAUGCUCAAGUUCUUCAUGGUCAAAUCAGUCAUCUUCCUCUCCUUCUGGCAAGGCAUGCUGCUGGCCAUCUUGGAGAAAUGUGGUGCGAUUCCUCAGAUCAGCUCUCCUGAGGUUUCUGUCGGCGAGGGAACCGUUGCAGCUGGAUACCAGAACUUCAUCAUUUGCAUCGAGAUGUUCUUUGCCGCCUUGGCCCUGCGACAUGCGUUUACCUACAAGGUCUACAUGGACAAAAGACUGGAUUCCCUUGGCCCUGUUCCAACAUAUGGACAGUACGGUCGCUGUGCCCCUAUGAAAAGCAUCUCCAGCAGCUUAAAGGAGACCAUGAACCCUGGAGACAUGGUUCAGGAUGCCAUCCACAAUUUCUCCCCAGCCUACCAACAGUACACCCAGCAGUCCACCCUGGAGCAGGGGGUCACCGCACCGCCCAUAUCCCGCAAUCACAGCUGCGUGAGCGGCCGGGACAAUGAGAAAACCCUGCUGCUUAGCUCCGAUGAUGAGUUUUAAGGUACUCCAUAAGGGACCGUUUACUGCUGCGGUAGUGUAAUGAUGAGGUUAACGUAGGAACAGGUUAUUAAAGGACCAUCUUAAGCAAGUAGUUACGUUCUAGCGCAGUAGAAUCUGAAAUUAAGCUGCUUAUACUUGCAUAGUUGUUUUGAAAAGAAAUCCUGAUGCGCUUUUGUCUGAUGUUGAUGUUUAUACAGAGAAUUAAAAAAUACAUUCAUUUAUACUUUAUUAGCCAAAUUUGGAAAACCCACGUGGUCUGACACUUCAGCGUUUGGAUUGAUGUAUUUUUUUAUGCUUGUAGUUUCAAAUAGGGGGAUUUUGGACAUCCCAGCAUAUUUGUAUUGGAGGCUCCCCGUUUGGUGGGAAUGUUCCGUUUUUGAUUUACAAGUUCAAGUGCACCUUUGCUUCUGUUUCAACAGUGUUUAUAGCUUCCCCAGUGAUUUAAAGGGCGGGUACGACUGUGAAUGAGAGAGCGCAGUGACGGUAGAGAGAGUACCAGCUGUUGUUGUUUUGACGGAUGAAUCAAGGGACGGGGAGCGGUUGAUGUUCCACGAUAAGAUUACAGAUUAAGGCGGUCUGGAUUAUAACUAAGGCUGUAAUUGGAACAUUACUCGCCUGGUGCAUAUUUGCACAAAUAAUAGUGUGACCGUCCUGGACCACUGCAGGAGAAAGCAUCUAUCUGGGUUAACCAAGUGGUUUAAAAAUAGAUUUAGGUUACGCUUCUUAGUGUAUGCUAGAAUUUCACUGAGAAAGAACAGUAAAGUACCAUCAGUUUAUUCUGUUAUCCGAUGGAAAUGCGAAAUGUAUAUAAUUUUAAAAUUUAAAGGGACAGAUCACCCAAAAAUGACAAUUGUCAUCAUUUAUUCACCUUCAUGUCAUUCUUAAACUAAACGCAGACACACAAGUUAACAUCAACAUUAAACUUUUCAAUUUAUGGACUAAAAGAAACACUUCAGAAUACCUUCUUUAGUUUUGUACUGAAAGUAAAUUAUACAUGAGGGUGAGUAAAUGACAAAAUGUUCAGUUUUGGUGAGCUAUCCUUUUAUUAGGUACUGUAUUGUUUCUAGAUAUCCCACUAGAGGGAGGAAUAUCUCUCUGUUUGCACCCUUUAUCGUUAUGGGACACGCCUGUUAUCACUGAUCCUUUGAGAGCCACACCAAAGUCUCUCCCAUUCUUCAGAAGCAUCCGCCAUUUACCUCUUUAGCUAGCACUAGGCCCUCGAUGACCAAGCUUGAAGCUUAGAUAGCAUCUUAGGAGUUACUUAUUAACUGUCCUAUGCUUUUAGUGGUACAAUAGAGGCCAGUAUAAAAACAAAGCAGCUGGAACCAAGUACGAGUGUGUAUGGUACCUGCUUAUAGUUAUGUUAGUGUUUUUGCAGUGUAUUCUUUAUAAGGGGAGGAUUUCUUUUAAUAAUAUAGACAUUGUUGUAACUUGCACUAAGCAGUUUUGUAUAUUUAGGAAAAAUCUGAAUAUCCUAGAACAUUUUGGCAAGCUAUUUCUGUACGUUGUUAUUCAGAGCUUGGUUUAAAGUAACAUAGGAAGCGCUGUUAUGUUUAAAAAAAAUAUAUAUAUAUAUAUAUUUUGUGGAAACAUAUUUUGAAGUUACACUAAGACGUUCUUUGUACUGUCAUGUUAUUUUAAACAGAGCAUUAUGUAUUACUAUGUCAAAGAUUUUGCUUCUGUUUUUUCCCUUGAUGCUCUGGGCUAGGAACAAUAAAAAAUUUUUGUCUGUA